Paramecium octaurelia is the source of this 364-nucleotide messenger RNA. NCBI's taxonomy places the organism in Eukaryota, Ciliophora, Oligohymenophorea, Peniculida, Parameciidae. The record is from the annotation of a GenBank genome assembly.
CAUGAGUUCUUUAAGAACAUCCAAAAAUAUAAUGUCUACCAAAAGAAACAAGGAUUUUUGUAGUCCAAAUAACAUACCGUUGAAUUUAAUUAAGACCAAGAAAUAUAAGAUUACUAAGGAUCAUUUGUCACCACAGAGAAGAUACAAAAUCAAAGCUAACCUAAGUAAAAACAAAAGACUAUGUAAAAAUUUAAUACAUCGCAAUUUGACAAUAUAAUUUGAAUAUUCAAAAUUGAAUAUUAUGGUUAUUGUAGGAUUUAUGCUGUACUGCCAUCUUAAAUAAAGAUUUUCUUUUCUAAUCUUUCAUUGUGGCUUUUAAUAGAUUUUUUCUUUAUAGUAGAUUGUUUUAGUCUUUACUCAUUGA